AUGUGCAAACACAGUGAGGUGAAGCUGAGAGCCUACCCGUAUGUUCUUAUCCUCUACCUAGAGAAGAACAUGGAGAAGGGAAAGCAAGUGGAGGAGAAUCCUAGUCAGGUCGCCUGUGUUUCAGAGCCACAGCCAAAGCGCCGCAAGAAGGACUCACCUCUAGAGGACGCCAUAAUACAGGAUUUAUUAAAGGACAUGGAGGCUGAAAACAGGGUUUCCACUGUCAGCAGGGACAAUACACAUGCAGAGGGAGAAGUUAUGAGGAAUCCAGGACGUGCUGACAAGGACGAAUCAGGUGUCAACACUCCCAGGGGAAGUUCAGGAGAUGUGUCUCCUGGGACAACAGAGGACAUGGAGGAGGAGGAGGAGGACGACGACGACGACGAAGACGAUGAGGACGACGAGGAGGAGGAAAGUGAUGAAGAGGGAGAAAAUGUAGACUCUGUCUCCGGGUCACCUGACAAGCCAGGAAUUCUGACUCGACUGGCCAGACAUAUGUUCCCCUUCUCCUUGUUCUUCAGAGAUCUGUGAGAGCUGUUUUAUAGAGACAGGAGGUUUAACUCACUGGGUUUGUAAAGUUAAAGUUCUUAAAACAAAAAGUGUUUAAAUUUCUCCAGGAACAAGAUUUCAUAGACUUUGUUCAUUAUUGUGAAUUCAUCAUCUUUUUCGUUUUUCCAUAAAUGUUAUCCUCCUGUUCUCUUAUCAUACAUGUUAGAUUUUACAAUAUAGAUCAUAUUUUUGUAAAAUAUGACCUGUUGCUUCAGUCCAUCAGUUCAUCUUUCUGUUUUUGUCUUUGUCCAUAUGCAAAUAAAUAUGAUUACU
Messenger RNA from Scomber scombrus (Atlantic mackerel), 822 nucleotides. RefSeq names its product nucleolin-like. The record is from RefSeq and is a predicted model, not a curated record. Lineage: Eukaryota; Metazoa; Chordata; Actinopteri; Scombriformes; Scombridae. The coding region runs from base 1 to 531 and encodes 176 amino acids. The transcript is spliced from 6 exons.